AUGCUCAAACGCCACGUCUACCGCGCGAACCCCGCCUUCUCCGAUGCGUUCUUCCUCGACAGCGGCACCAUCACCGGCGGGGAGCGGCGGAAAAAGCUCAUCGUCCUCCCUUCCUACCGCACUUCGGUGAUUUCGUUUGUGGAUAAAAAAAUCCUCAAAAAGGACCUCAACAACCAUUUUUAUGUCCAACACCCCGAGCUGGAGGUGUGCGGGGUCAAACUCACCCAUUUGCGCAAAAUUAAAAACGAACUUCUCGUCUACGCCCUCGAGGACGACUCCCCACUUGAGCUUUCCACUCUUGCCCACGCGUAUUGGUAUUUUGAGCGAUUGGUCAUCCAGGGGAUGGUCAGCAAGGCGAAUCGUAAAGUCCUUCUCGCGGCCUGCACCCUCCUCGCGAUCAAAUUCCUCGAGACCGGCGAUGUUUCGCGGAAAUUGCAGUACUUUCACAAUCGAUGGCGGCUUUUUCACUUCGUUUCGGGUAUGCUCGUCGGCAGCGAGGCCGAGGAGGAUGAGGAUAAUAUCAAAGUCGAUUGGAAGCAGGUCGAGCGGAAUGAAUUUCCGGUUUACGUCGGCCUCGACUUCACCCUCCUGCCGGACCUCGGGAGCAAUGUCAUCACCACUCAUAUCGAGCGCCUCCUUCAGCAAAUCAACGUGACCUUUCAGGAAUACUACAGCAAAAAGUUCGUUUCCCCGGGGUAUUUGAAUAAAUACAACUACUACAGUAAUCUUUAUUAUUAA
Molecule: messenger RNA, 738 nt
Organism: Phytomonas sp. Hart1
Lineage: Eukaryota; Euglenozoa; Kinetoplastea; Trypanosomatida; Trypanosomatidae
Source: the annotation of a GenBank genome assembly